Spodoptera frugiperda (fall armyworm) is the source of this 6125-nucleotide messenger RNA. RefSeq lists its product as uncharacterized. Gene Ontology annotation, cellular component: cell cortex. The record is from RefSeq and is a predicted model, not a curated record. Gene Ontology annotation, biological process: imaginal disc-derived wing hair organization. Bases 485 to 4360 code for a protein of 1291 amino acids. The transcript has 10 exons. Lineage: Eukaryota; Metazoa; Arthropoda; Insecta; Lepidoptera; Noctuidae.
CCGUGUGUAACAGCUCGAGUGCAAUACCACAUGUCCGCAGAUGAGUCGCACAGGUGCUCUCUGCAUCCACUCGCCAUUUAUCCGACACUCGCGGUACCGGCGAGUCAACUCGCGUGCGCACUCCCCGGGAACACGUGCUUGCGAAACAAUCGAUACAAAAAAAAUCGACUAAAGACUCUCUCAAAUAGUUUUGACAGAACAUCCUUAAUUUAUUAUCGAAUGUCGCGCGCUCCAAUUUCGAAUUUAAAAAUAGAAUUAAAUUGAAGUGGUCUAUGGAAAAAAUAAAUAAACAGUGGACUUUAUCAAUGUGAACUGAUUUUAAUUUGAUAUUAUUAUUAUCAUAAGUAAACAUCACUAUGUAUUGUUCCUGUAUUUAAGUGUUCACACGGUCUUCGGAACAACGAGCCGAUAGAGUGCUCACCAUUCCUAGCGCGAUGAAAGCAUAAGGUGCUACUAGCGAUGCGGAUGGCGGGAGGUGACGAGGAUGGCGGCGGCGGGGGGUAGGAUGGCCGCCACGCUUCUGCUGGUGGUGGUGGUGGUCUGCACGGCGGCCGUGACCGGCGCGCGCCUCGGGGAACUCGCGCGCCGAGACACUGGUGACAUCUUUACUAUCACUGAAAAUGAGUGCAGCGCAGCGUUAUGCGCAGAGCACGGAGCAGGCGCGCGCGCCGCAGAACCAGGCGGCGAGUGCGCAUGCGCGUGCCCACAGCGCGCGCCGCUCUUUAGAGAGGACAGGGAACUAUGCGUUGAUGAUCUGCCAGAAUGUUCGCUAGCUACGUUUGGGACCGGCAGCGCUGUACAACGGAUACCGUUUGUAUACCUGCCACUAAAAGGACAGAUUAUACACCCAUCCAGGGAGAUCACUUUCAAAAAUGUCAAAACACCAAUAUGUGCUGUAUCAGGCGCUCAAUUUCUAACACGGAAAGGUUUCCUCGAUCUACGAAACACUUUGGAUGCUGAUGUCCCCUUCAAUCUAUUCCGUGACGAAGGCAGAACAUUUCUACAAUGGAGCGGAGAGAACGACGUGCGUGCAAGAAUGACCGGACGAGUAAUGGUGGUGCGAUUGCUGUGUCGCGAUGUCGCCGCCACUCCCACGUCGCCACUUGAUUUGCGAGGAGUGUUCACACCAUGUGUUGCAUUUAGGGUGCAAGGAACUCCACCUAAACCGUACUCAAAUAUAACAGAAGUGCAAUUUGCACCAAACGCACAAACAGCAGGUGCGUCCAGCUCCAACGGUCUCACAGUGUCGGAAUAUGUCGCCAUUGGCAUCAGUUCCUUACUUCUCGGUCUCAUCUACGUUGCAUCUGUUUUCCUAUUCCUACACAUUCGAAAACGUCGCAAGGCAAUGUCUGAUGAAGACGGCAAUAGAAGAUUGAAAGGACUCAUUAAGAAAGAUGGAUCUAUAAUUACUGAAAGAGAUAUCGUUAGGGUAAACAAUGAACGAAUUCAAAAUCUCCCAAAUACAAUGUGUCAAGAUGACGGAAUAAUCAAGAAAAAUCCUUUAUUGAAUAUUAGCCGACAGCUUCAUGACAACAAGAACUUCACCAGUGAUUCAGGAAGUAAUGUAUCUGAUUCAGAUGACUUUGGAGAUAGCGCUCGGAGUGAUGAUAAUUCGUACAAUAACCAAACUACUUCGGCAGUAAUACAUCAACAUUAUGGUGAUUUCAAAGCAAAUAAAAACGAUAAUUCAGAAGUAAGUCAUCGCGACGAGUCAGGAAUUGAAAGGCUUCCAGAUGAGCAUGUGUCUAUUGUAGAAACACAAGAUGAUCGGGAAAUAGCGCGACCAGUUGGCACAACACGAAGGAAAUUAUACUUUAACCCUGCUUACUUCGAACCACAGCUAAUGGCGGAACCCCCAGCUGCGGCAUUGGAAUUUUUGGUCAAAAUCAGAGAAGUUAUCGCAAUAGCAAAGCACAAAAUGGCAGCCAAGAGAUUUCAACCAGUUUUAAACCAAAUACCUGAAGAAGAAACUAUCCCUUCGAAUGGAAACAGUAUCGACAUGUAUCAAGGAAUGGGGAGCCAAAGAAGUGGAAGUGUAGUCAGUCUGAAAAGAGAAAACAGUAGAAAGAAAAGUUGCAUAGGCUGUCCGGGUUGCAAGAUAGAUGACGACAGUGAUAUCCAACAAAUAGCGAAGUACAAUAUCCCAGCCUGUGUUAACUGUCUCAGCAACAAAGGAGAUAAGCAAAAUAGUAUACGAAAGUGGUUGGAAAACAUUCCCACGGCAAAACAACAUGCGUACAACGACUUUUUGCCCACAAAUCAAAACAGUUUAGCCGAAUCGCUUUUAUCACUUCCUGUCAGCGAAAGUCGUCGGAAAGUGAGAAAACAAAACAGUUUUUCAAGUUCUAAUUCAAUGUAUUUGGCAGAUAACUGUUCAGUGCCCAAAAAAUCAUCAACAUUAUCUGUUAGAUCGGAACCCGCGUUGCGAAGUUAUAAUCUACCGCUACCUGAUUUUGAAAACGCGGACCGUCAACGCAUAGACUUCAAUUCGUAUUGCCAAACUGUUGCACGUGUGGAUGAUAUUAGACCUAUUGGUUUAAAUGAUUAUCGCUCUUUAAGAAAUGGUAUAGGUCAUCCAAGAAUAAGUAAACCUUUUACAAAUCAUGUUCUUCCUGAUAUGGUAAACGAAGCCAUUGCUCUCGAUCACUGUACAAAAUCUUACAACCAAAGUAGUUCUGAUGAAGAAAGAAUAAGUAAUAUUAAAAAGCCAAAAAUUCCAAUCACAAAUCCAUACGCGAGGACUGCGUCGGAGAGUCCGUGUGGUAAUGAUUAUGAAACAGAUAGUUUGGAAAGAAGUACACAUAAAAAGGCUUUAUCUACAACAGAUUAUACUGAUAUACCAUCAUCACAGGCCAGCCCAAGCUUAAGUAAUGCUCUACCCUUAGAAGAAGAACUUACAAUGAGAAAUGCUAUAUAUAAAAUUCAUUCAAGCAGUAACAGCAAUACUCCUUCACCACAUAGAGAUGUUUGUAUUGACCAAAAUCAUUACGAAACAAUAGAGAAGACUCAACCUCCUCCUUUCGAAACACCUAAAGCUAGUUUAGUUAGUGAAGUUUAUGUUAAUAAUACCUAUAACUUUGGAAGCGCCCCAACAUCACCCAGUGGUUCAGAUUGUUCCAUGGGCAGUCGAAAGUUAGUAACCACUAUCAACGAUACAGAAUUAAAGCCUGGUUGUUUGACUAUUGAAGUAAAAGACCCUCCAGAAAAUUACAUCAAAAUACAUGAAUCGGACGGUUUUGAACCAGACACUUUAGACAGAAAACAUCCCAAACACAAAGAAACUGGCGAUCAGUUCAGUAGGAAAGAUCUUAUUAAAAAUAUUGACGAUAAGGAAACUUCUCCGGUUCAACAACGUAUACAGCUCAGAAGUAGUGGUACUUUCCAGAAAAUAAGUGAUAAGGUAGAUUAUUCGACGAAAUUCAAUAGUCUUAGACAUGAGUACGAGCAACGAAAAAACAUUUUUGAACGUCCAAAGUUGACUGCAAGUGUUUAUAGUGGAUCAAAAAGUCUUGAAGACACAACGAGUGAGUCUUGGCAUGAUGCCGAGGAAUGGACAACAGAAGAGGGUCGAAUACUGACGCUAGAAUUGAGACACUCUAAAAGACAACGACAAUGUACGCCUCCAACGAUAAAACAGCUGAAAAAUCUAGCACGACCCGAUGUUUUACCACCAUUACCACCUACAGACGAUGACCCAAUUUAUGAACAGCCAAUAUUUCCACCUAGAAAAGUUGAGACGGAUUUGGAAACAAUAAACGAAAUUAAUCCAAAAAACGUGACUGGCAGAAGCCUCAGUCCGAGGAUAUUUACGAAGAGUAUGACUACUGACUCGACGCACGAUAGUUCCAUAUCUCCAGAAUCACAUUAUGGAGCUUCUUGCAGUCCAAUGAGAGCUUCUGUCCAGUCACAAUCCUCGGAGUAUGAAAACAUGGAGUCCAUUAGUGGGACUGUUAGAAAAAUGGACGUGAACCGAAAUGUGAUUCGAAAACGUUCUGGUAGAAGUGGCAACAUAAAUACUGACACUUUUGUUAAAGGAUCAAAGAUUGAAGGACAUUCAAAGACUCGAUUUAGAAGGAAGAAAGGUUCUAAUGUACAAGACUCUGGUUAUUUAAGCAGUGACUCUACUUCGUCAAGGCAAAUGCCUAGGAAAUUAGUGAUUGCCAAAAUAGUGAGUUGUAGUGAAAGUGACGAUACGGAGAACGAGGCUCGAAGUGAAUCCGGUGCCGAAAGUAUAGAGACACAUUCCGUUUACUUCGAUAAUUUUCGAAAAAUACAGACUGAGAUAGAAGACGAUUUUAGUUUUAGUAGUAAAUCUUUUAGUGAUGUUAAUGGGAAAUUCAAAUCCAACGAAUGUUUAUAAUGCAUUCCUAUUUGUUUUAGAUUAAGUUUACAUGAACAAUGUGCAAUAAUCACGGUGCAAUAUGGACAGUGCUCCUAAUAAUAGAAUUACUAUGACUUUAUGCUUACCUACUUAAUAAAAUCCUGUAUAUUUUUUUAAUGUUUACAUACCUAUAUUAUAAUAAUUUACUUAUAAGUCAACGUGUUAAACACGAUCAUUAUUAUUAAUCUAAUUUAUCCAUAACAGUACCUCUUACAAACAUCGAUUUUAUUAUUUAAGUUACUAGAAAUAAUUUAGUGAAAUAAUGAGGCCGGACGUGCAAUGCAAAAAUAGAAUAAUAAUAAUAACUUUAGAACUAUUUAUUUGACUCUGUACAGUGUAUGUAUAAUUUAUUUAGUUAUUAAUUCAUAUAUUGUAUAUUUGGUUUAUAGAUGAAGAGUCAGGCAGCAGUGUUUAGCUUCCUAGUACCUGACAUUAUACAGUGCUCCAGAGAGGAUCAGAAUUUUAUCCUCUCUGUCGAAUGCAAGAGCACGAAUAUUUUGGUUGUGGCAAGACUUUUGUUGGGAACAAACAAUCGUAAGAUAAAGUGUGUUAAUUAAACCAUCAUAGAUUUAGAAAAGAUUUCUAUAUUUUAUAUUUGUUUUUAAGAACGAAAGAAACUCUCACCAAAUCAAUUGCUUAACAGAGAGAUAGAGAAUUAUUAUUAACACAAAUUCGACUAUUUUCAAGCCUAACCGGGACUCACAAGCGUGGCUUGAAAUUAGUCGAACUCGAAUAUUAACCUAACAUUAACACGAAUGGUUAAUUUAUGAGUAAACUUAUUCUUUAUUUUACUGAAAUUAUAUUUAAAAAAUAUUGUAGUAUUUUAACAGCUUAUAGAAGAAUAUCAAUGGGAUUGUUUGUUACCAACAGUCACAGGGUUUUAAGGUUGUGGGGUAUUUUAGAAAUAUUUAGUUUUAAAUUUAAGUUAAUUUAUAAAGUAGCUGAUAAUAUGGUGCUAAGACAACGCAAAAGGGGGAAACCGGGUACUUUUAGCAUAUACACAUUCUGUUAUAAUGUCAUUUAGAAUUUUGUAUAAUAUUCAACAGAUUUGUAUAGAAGUAGUCAUGUUUUAUUAAUAUAAAGACUUCUUGCUCAAUGCUGUAUUUAAAAACAAACUGUUUUACAGAUUAAAUGAAACAUUUUCAGUAAUAAUUUUAAUUGUAAUCAGAUAAUUUUAGAACACCUUAUAUUUGUAAAAACAUCGGAAAAAACCUUAGGUUUUCAUGCAUAAUAAUAUUCAAUGUUAGGUAAAUUUAAUUUAAAUUAUACCUAAUCCAAUUAAUUAUAAGAAAACAUAUAGGUAAGCGAGAUAUCAAAUAAAAUCAAUUGUAUAAAACACUAAUAAAAUGCUCAAUAGAUUUUAAGAAUAUAUUUAUAUGUUUUGAGUUAUUUUUAUUAAGAAACUCUUUACAGCCAGUAUUUAAUAGUGGCUAACUUGUACAUUAUUAAUACUAGACUAAUUUGUUUGAAUGUAACUAUUAUUUAAUUUAUUUUAUUAUCAACAUGGAGUUUUUAUCAAUAAGUUUAUCCGCCAUACAGAGUCAUUUAAUGGUUACUUAACCCAGUCCUUAGUAAUUGUUUUCGAUACAAAAACGUUACUAAAGAAUAGUUUAAGUAAUCAUUAAAUGUCUCUGAGUGUGGUUGUAUGUUGUUCAUGACAAAACUAAGUGAUGCCACUUUGUAACAAUUAUAUUUGUUUAUUGUUAUUACUGAUUUGAUAUUAUUAAAGAAUGAUGUCACAUUC